Molecule: messenger RNA, 1319 nt
Organism: Balaenoptera ricei (Rice's whale)
Lineage: Eukaryota; Metazoa; Chordata; Mammalia; Artiodactyla; Balaenopteridae
Product: DLA class II histocompatibility antigen, DR-1 beta chain-like
Exons: 7
Coding region: 1-984 (327 amino acids)
Biological process (GO): immunoglobulin production involved in immunoglobulin-mediated immune response; antigen processing and presentation of exogenous peptide antigen via MHC class II; peptide antigen assembly with MHC class II protein complex
Cellular component (GO): MHC class II protein complex; late endosome membrane; lysosomal membrane
Molecular function (GO): MHC class II protein complex binding
Source: RefSeq, a predicted model, not a curated record
AUGAUUCCUGAAGACAACUCUCAACUUCAGGGUUUCAUGGGAGCUGAGACCAGAGAACAUCCAAUCCAGGAUCAAAUACUGAAUUCCUUGGUUGGUGUCACUUGGGUGGAGGAGAGUCACAGUACCCAUUUGAGUGGGGCUUGCCUGCUCCCCUCACACCCUGUCCUCUCCUGUUCUCCAGCAUGGUGUCUUCUGUAUUUCUCCGGAGGCUCCUGGAUGGCAGCUCUGACAGUGAUACUGAUGGUGCUGAGCCCUCCCCUGGCCUGGGCCAGGGAGACCCAACAGGAUUUCCUGUACCAGUUUAAGAGCUACUGUUACUUCACCAACGGCACGGAGCGGGUGCGGUACGUGACCAGAUACAUCUAUAACCGGGAGGAGUACGUGAGCUUCGACAGCGACGUGGGCGAGUACCGGGCGGUGAGCGAGCUGGGCCGGCCGUCCGCCGAGUACUGGAACAGCCAGAAGGACCUCCUGGAGCAGAAACGGGCCAAGGUGGACACGUACUGCAGACACAACUACGGGGCUGUGGAGAGCUUCACGGUGCAGCGGCGAGUGGCGCCUACAGUGACUGUGUAUCCUGCAAAGACACAGCCCCUGCAGCACCACAACCUCCUGGUCUGCUCUGUGAAUGGUUUCUAUCCAGGCCACAUUGAAGUCAGGUGGUUCCGGAACGGCCAGGAAGAGGAGGCUGGGGUGGUUUCCACAGGCCUGAUCCCUAAUGGGGACUGGACCUUCCAGACCAUGGUGAUGCUUGAAACAGUCCCUCAGAGUGGAGAGGUCUACACCUGCCAUGUGGAGCACCCCAGCCGGACGAGCCCUCUCACAGUGGAAUGGAGGGCACAGUCUGAAUCUGCUCAGAGCAAGAUGAUGAGUGGAAUCGGAGGCUUUGUUCUGGGUCUGCUCUUCCUUGGGGUGGGGCUGUUCAUCUACUUCAGGAAUCAGAAAGGACACUCUGGACUUCAGCCAACAGGACUCCUGAGCUGAAGGGAGGAUGGUGACACUCAAGCAAAAACCUUCUGUCCCGGCUUCUUCGCAGCAUGAAAAUGUUUCCUGCUUUGCUGUAAUUCUUCCACAACGAUAGUACUUCUCAGGAUCUAGUUUGCUCUUGGUUGAGUGACCCUGCAGAAAAUGUCCUUCUUGAUGGCUUCCUCAGCCCCUAUCCUUGACCUGGAAGUCCCCAAUAUUGAUUGCAAUACCUUAUCUUCAUUUUUUCCUGGUCCCUUUUGUUUUUAACCAUUACUGCCUCCUGUGCAUCUGAACUCAUCUUCUGCCCACUUUUCUUUUUAAAGUCUUUCUCAAAUAAAUAUGGAUGAAAAUCA